AUGGAUUUCAAUACAAUUGAUUUAACUCGAGCAGAACAAGCUACUUCUUUUUUAAUUAAUAAUGAACAACAAGAAUAUCAAUCAAGAACAUUAUUAGAUAAAAAGAAUGGACGAUAUGCUUAUUUACCUAUAUUUCCAACAGAAUACGUUGGUCCAAAUGAGUGUUUACUUUUGGCUAAUGUACCAGUUAAUCGUCUUGCACCUCAUCAAAUUAAUCGACGUCAAUAUGGAGCCUAUACUUUCGAUGCACUGAUGCUGAUGAAUAAGUACAAUUAUUCCGAUGAAUUUAGUUUAUCUGAACAAGAUGCUAAUGAAUUAGCUUCACGAUUACAAGUAGGCAAAUCAAUAAUUACUUUCAAUGCACAACGACUUCGUAGCAUCUGUCAUACUCUUCUUGCAUUCCAUGAAUCAUUUCGACGAUAUGUUCUAUGUAAGAGUGAUGAUGCUCUAAAAGAACCACCACCCAAUUCGAAACAAAUGGCUAUGGCAUUGGAAUUCUAUUUACAAAUCGAUGUGGAUUUAUUCUAUAUGAAAACUUGUUCGUUUCGAGAAGCUCAACCUCCAUCUAAUAUAGAAGGUCUAUUUUGUGGAAGAGAUGAACCUCAAGCAAGAUAUUCAUUGGUUCCAUGUGGUAAUCUUUUUUGUCAAUGUUGUCUUCCAUUAAAUACUUACAAGAAAAGUCAACCAUGGUCAAUUGUUAAUUUUGCUUCAAGUUCAAUGCAUCGAUUUCUCAAUGGUUAUACUACCUAUCUAAAUUGUCCAGCAGUACGUUAUCCUUAA
Molecule: messenger RNA, 780 nt
Organism: Rotaria sordida
Lineage: Eukaryota; Metazoa; Rotifera; Eurotatoria; Philodinida; Philodinidae
Source: the annotation of a GenBank genome assembly